AUGCAAGCAAUCAGGUCUCUGUUUAUCCCCAAGUGGUCUUCAGAUGUACGACUGGAAGGGAAGACAGCUAUAGUAACAGGGGCCAACGUUGGAAUAGGCAAGGAGACAGCAAAAGACCUGGCCAGCAGAGGUGCACGGGUGAUUUUGGCAUGCAGAGACAUGGCAAAAGGAGAGCAAGCUGCUUGUGACAUUAUGAGGGAGGUGAAGGGCGCCAAGGUAGUCGCCAGGCAACUGGAUCUGGCUGACACCAAAUCGAUCUGCCAGUUCGCUGAGAAUAUCUACAACACUGAGAAGGCUCUUCACUGCCUGAUCAACAAUGCAGGUGUGGCUAUGUGCGCUUACAGCGUUACUGCAGAUGGAUUUGAGAUGCAGUUCGGAGUCAAUCACUUGGGUCAUUUCUUUCUGACCUUUCUGUUACUGGACUUGCUGAAGCACUCGGCCCCUUCCCGAGUCAUCAACUUGUCAUCGGUAAGUCACACAAUGGGCAAGAUCCAGUUUGAUGACCUGGGCGGCAAGGACUACCACCCUGUCAGGGCCUACACACAGAGCAAGCUGGCCAACGUCCUGUUUACCAGAGAGCUGGCCAGGAGAACUGAGGCUCUUGGUGUGAUGGCUUACUCUGUGGACCCUGGCCUUGUGAGAACUGAAAUAACAAGGCACCUAGGGCGCCCUCUUGUGGACAUAAUCAAGAUCUUCGAUUUUCUAAUCAAGACCCCAGCAGAGGGAGCCAACACCACCAUCUACUGCGCCGUCACUCCUGAAAACCAGCUGCUCACUGGAGGAUACUACAAGGACUGUGCAAUUGCAGAGAGCUGCAGGGCAGCCCAAGAUGAUGGCACUGCUUUAAUGCUGUGGGCUGUGAGCUGCCACCUGCUAGGCAUCCGCUGGAGAUAGACUCAGAAUUAUAUAUAUAUAAGCUCUCCUACAUGCUACAAAGCAAAGCUAUUCAUGAGCACAUAUAGUGAUACCCUCAAUACCACAAAUAUUAUGCUGAAGAUGUUUAGUGAAUGCUGAAAAUGUGAUGUGUAAUAGACAAAAAAAUUAUUUGUAUUAAUACUACAAAGUGUAUGGUCCAGACCUGCUCUAUAAAAAGUACAAUGAGAUAACUUGUGUUAUGAAUUGGCUCUAUAUAAAUAAAAAUAAAUAGCAGCAGCUAAUAAUAAAUAUCACUG
Molecule: messenger RNA, 1172 nt
Organism: Micropterus salmoides (largemouth bass)
Lineage: Eukaryota; Metazoa; Chordata; Actinopteri; Centrarchiformes; Centrarchidae
Exons: 7
Coding region: 1-894 (297 amino acids)
Source: RefSeq, a predicted model, not a curated record